Molecule: messenger RNA, 1775 nt
Organism: Ruditapes philippinarum (Manila clam)
Lineage: Eukaryota; Metazoa; Mollusca; Bivalvia; Venerida; Veneridae
Exons: 6
Coding region: 1-1536 (511 amino acids)
Source: RefSeq, a predicted model, not a curated record
AUGAAGUGCGUAAAUUGCAAUUCUGAGUUUGAGAAGAAGAUUAAAGGAUUUAAAAGGAGUCCUUUCGUAUCGGAUUUAAGAUCAGCACAAGACAUAGAAAGUGUACUUGACGUAAAAGGAGUUACGCCAAAAGCAGAGAAAAGUGAUGACAGAUUUAUUUGUCAUGACUGUGCUAAACUGCUGAAAUCUGCUAGCACAGGUCAUCAAGCUAAGCUACAACUUUUUAACAAAACAAAUGAGUCCUCGUACAUAGCAAGAAAAAGGAAAACAUCAACUGUUGAGAGUGCGACACCCAAAAGACCUCGUUUCUCUCGGAAAACAACUCCACUGAAGAAAACAGUUUCAUAUUCAACGGGACCAAGAUAUUUUGCAAACUCCAGAUAUAAGCAAGGAUUUAGAUAUUAUAUGAAGAAAGGAUCAGCAUUCAAGGCCUUAUGCGCAGUAUUUGCAAAGAAAAUCAGAUCGGAUUUGAAGAUAUUGUUAAGGGAGGGUUCUUUGCCAACAAUGAAGAAAGUAAGCGUUGAAGCAUUCAGAAAUCUAGACUUCCGGAAAAUAGUUCAAUCUUUCAGAACAAAAGUGCCUCUUUUGUAUGACCUUCUUGUUUCGUCAAUGACAACAGCAGAAAACAUGAAAGAAAAAGCUGAAACCCUUCUACCAGUUAUUGGCAAUAUAUUUGCUACAAUUGCGUAUAAAGUCCGCCCAAAGCAGGCGUCUCUUCUGCAAAAGAUGAACGCUGUACAAAUGUGGAGAAGUGGGUGUAAACGAUCGCUUUUUGGCAAUUUCAAUCGUUUAGGUAUAUGUGUUAGUGAAGGAACAAUGUUGUCAACAUUGGAUGAUUUGAAGUCGUCAUUCGACUCGGAAUUAAUGAAAUGGAAAAAUGAAUUACAGAAUUACGUGUUUCCAAAUACUGAUACAGCUGCAGAUGAUGAUAAUGAUGUUGGUAUGGCAGAAUUUCUGUCAGAAAGAUAUGACAGUAGUAGAAGUAGUAGUAUGAGUAGUAGCACCUCGCAAAUCACAUCAUCAGCACAAGACGAGUCUUCUGAGAGUUCCGAAACCGAUUUAAAUGAUUGGGAUGACGUUGAAUGGGAGGAAAGUGGGAAUGAAUUAGAUGUAACUAUUCCAUAUGGUGACCCAUCUGUCCCAUGCGGUUACACACUAUGCUGGGAUAAUGUUGGCAAGCAAAUUAAAGCCCGAAGACAAACUAGGAACCACGGAAACAAAUACAAAAGUUGGGCACUUGCUUUUGUUGUCAAGAACAGAAUCCCGACCGUUGAUUUCAAGAACGAAUCAACAGUUGCUGCCGAAUGUAUACCAAUGGAUGUGUUUUUGCCAAAUGAAAGAGACAAUCCUUUGGUUAGAGAAAGGCUUAUCAAUAUAGUGCAACGAAUUAUUGUGAAAUACAUGGAUACAUUUCAGUCAGUCGCUCACAUUCCUGCUGAAUAUUUUCCACACUACUUCGACACUGAAAGUUGCCAAAAGAGUGAAAUGGUAUUUUCUCUUAAAUACAUAAUUUACACACUGAUUUUGCAAACAUAAUAACAUUUUUUCAGUAUUUAUGUUUUACUAAGAAGAUUAAAACAAUAACAUUUGGCACUGAAAAUCCUAUUUCGUUAUUUUGAAUACAAUAUACAAUAUAUGUUUGCUUUUUUCUUUUCAGUUUAAUAUUGGUGUAAUAGAUGAAAACCCGUCAAGUACCUCAGGUGUCAUAAAGAAUAAUCGAGUUACUUCAUAAGUAUGUUCCAAGAGAUGUAAACGGUAAACUAUUGAAACUCAUA